AUGCCACUCUUUUCCAAUGUCCCAGCACUGCGCCUGACAUUGGCCUACGCCCUGAGCGAGCCGUCCUCUCUACUCCCGCACAGAACCAUACCUACACUCCUUCCACUUCCACUGCCAAUCGGCCCGUGGCUUCCCUCUCUCAACAGCACAGGCAAGAAACCGACUAUUCGCGCCCUGGUUCUUGACAAGGAUAAUACGCUAUGUCCGCCGGAGACAACCAAGCUCCAUCAAUCAUAUAUAAACAAGCUUGAGAAAUUGAAACAGAGCGACGAAUUCUCCCACAACCCACACAGCAUCCUCAUCGUCUCCAACACGGCGGGCAGUUCUUCCUCGGCUGAGCAUGAAGCUGAAGCCAAGCUACUGGAAAAGGAGCUAGGAAUCCCCGUCUUGCGCCAACACCCUGACCGCAAGAAACCGUUCUGCGGUCCGGAUAUUUUGGCCCACUUCAAGGAUCAUGGCGUCACAGAGGACGCGCAAGAGAUUGUGGUUGUGGGAGAUAGAUUAGCGACGGACGUUCUGUUGGCUAGAGAGAUGGGUAGCUGGAGUGUCUGGACGAGAGACGGGUGGCGGAACCCGGAGACGCCGGGACGGGAUUAUCGGGGUUUCUUUGGACGGAUGGAAAGUCGAUUUGAGAGAUUCAUGAGGGGCGGACUAGGCAGGACGGCGCCGUUACCGAAGACGGGUCCAAGUUCGUGA
This is a messenger RNA of Cladophialophora yegresii CBS 114405, 696 nucleotides long. RefSeq names its product HAD superfamily (subfamily IIIA) phosphatase. Bases 1 to 696 code for a protein of 231 amino acids. The record is from RefSeq and is a predicted model, not a curated record. Gene Ontology annotation, molecular function: phosphatidylglycerophosphatase activity. The transcript has a single exon. Lineage: Eukaryota; Fungi; Ascomycota; Eurotiomycetes; Chaetothyriales; Herpotrichiellaceae.